This is a messenger RNA of Gigantopelta aegis, 3154 nucleotides long. Its product is annotated as cAMP-dependent protein kinase type II regulatory subunit-like. Gene Ontology annotation, molecular function: cAMP-dependent protein kinase regulator activity. Lineage: Eukaryota; Metazoa; Mollusca; Gastropoda; Neomphalida; Peltospiridae. Gene Ontology annotation, cellular component: cAMP-dependent protein kinase complex. The transcript is spliced from 2 exons. Gene Ontology annotation, biological process: regulation of protein phosphorylation. The coding region runs from base 485 to 1588 and encodes 367 amino acids. The record is from RefSeq and is a predicted model, not a curated record.
UUUCAGUUUGUGCUUGUGAUCAGAUGAACACACCGGCCUUUUCCCUGGUCACGUAAAGACAAAAAAGAAGUGGAAGAAAAAAACAACACUUCGGUCAAGAAAGACGUCGGCGACAUCCCACCUACGAUUGUUGUCGUCGGGAAACCAUGCCGCCGUGUAUUCGGCCGUCUGUAACAGCCAUCUCGCGUUGUCUUAAAGCCUCGUCCAGAUGAUCUUUUUCUCAAACGUAAUAGCCACCUUAUUAUGGACUCAAGACGUUUAUAACUGAUCUGGUAGUGUGACGUUGGAGGAAUUGGCGACCACACUUCAAACAAAAGCAGCGCAGGCAGUGAUUGUUGCGACCGACCCGAGAACUCUGAGAGAGAGAGAGAGAGAGAAAAGGAAAAUAUCGACGAAACAAUUUAUCCGUGGAGCGCUUGGGUUUUCGGCGUGUUUGUGUGUACACAGCGAGUUAAGCGAGUGGGAAAACACGCCAGAGCUAUUCAUGAUGAACUUGGAGAUUCCAGACGGUCUAGGAGACCUGCUGAGGGACUUCACGGUGGCCGUGCUGCGCGAGAGACCCGGAGAUCUCUACGACUUCGCCGUCGAGUACUUCACCAAGACGCGGGAGCGGAAGAGACCGAAGGAGAUCCCGAUGUACAUCAUCGUGGAAGACGACGAAGACGCCGCCGAGCCGGACAAGACGGCGUUCAAACCGCGCAACAACCGAGGCAGGUACGCCAGACGACAGUCCGUCUCCGCCGAGCGGUAUGACCCGGAAGAAGACGAUAGCGACGAGGACAAGGUCACGUUCGCCAAGACCGACGACCAGAGAGAGAGGCUGUUGGAAGCUGUUGGCGGGAUUCUUCUUUUCAGGAGUCUGGAUGUGGAGCAGAUGCAGGAGGUGAUAGAUGCCAUGUUCGAACGCGUCGUGUGUCCCGGAGAAAUGGUCAUCAAACAAGGGGAGGACGGAGAUAACUUCUACGUUAUCGACAAAGGCGUGUACGACGUGCUGGUCGACAUCAAAGGAGAGCAGAAGAAAGUCCACCAGUUCGAGAACAGAGGCAGUUUCGGCGAGCUCGCCUUGAUGUACAAUAUGCCUCGCUCCGCCACGGUGGUCGCCGUCUCGGAGGGAACCCUCUGGGCCAUGGACAGAAAGUCCUUCAGAAGGAUCGUUCUGAAAAGUGCCUUCAGGAAAAGGAAGAAAUACGAGAAGCUUCUGGAGUCGGUGACGAUUCUGCAGUGUCUGGACGGAUACGAGAGGAUGAGGCUGGCCGACGCUCUGGUCACGAGGGUGUUCGACGACGGGGAGGCCAUCAUCGAACAGGGCGACGACGCCGACGGGAUGUACUUCGUCGAGGACGGACAUAUACGCGUCACCAUCAACGGCGAAGACGACCACGAGCAAGAAAUAGCCACGCGGUCAACGGGGACGUAUUUCGGGGAACUAGCUCUUAUAGAAAAUAAGCCCAGAACAGCGAACGUGUACGCUGUGGGCAAAGUCAAAUCGGCGUUUCUAGAUCGAGGCUGUUUCGAAAGACUUCUUGGAUCCUGUGUGGACAUCAUGAAAAGGAACAGCCAGCUAUAUACUAUGUAUGUCGCAAAAUGAAUGAUGUUUUCUUUCGGUUUUUUUUUUUUUUUUUUUUUGUGUGGCUCUUGUCAGUAAGUGGAGAAGAACGACCCACCAUAUUAUGUGUUUCCAUUUAAUUACAUCCCUGUCAUUUUACAUUCAAUUCUUUAGUACCUUGAGCAUAUUAGCUUAUUGGUACAUGGCCCCUUUGGUUUUUGGAAAACGCCAACAACAACAACAACAACAACAAAAAGAACACACAUUUGUAUUCUGAAGUUGAACUGUUUUAACAUGCCCCUAUACCACUAGGGUUUCAGGCAUGUCCAUCCCGGGUCCGGUCUCGGGAAAGUCCAUGGACCUGAUCCGUGAUAUAUUUUUAUUCUAUUUGUGACUCAAAGUGACUAAUCUGUGGAAGUUUGAGUGAAGGAGGAAGAUUCCUAUUGUUCUACUAAACUACAUCCCUGUCAUUUACAUGGCCAUUUUAUUUGCGUCUGAAAUCAGCCAGUUGUAUUCUAUGUAUGUCGCAAAGUGAGUAAAUUGCGACGAUCACAGUGAGCGACGGUCGUGUGUUCACGGUGUUGUGUUAUAAUUGCACGUGUGUCAUUGUAAGUGUUUUAGCCAAUUUACUCGCAACAGGAGAGGAAAUGGAUUUACUGUAGCCUACGAGUUCCCGUGUUGUUGUUGGUAUGUGCUUCAGGAAUAAAAAAAACGUUGGUGUAAGCAAACAGGUCCGGAAAGACGAACUACAAUUUCAAGCCAUGUCUGAAUGCAUCUACCCAUUCCUUAUGGUGAACUUUACCGGCAGUAUAAUAUGAAAAAUUAAAACAAUAAAGACAAAACAAAACAAAGUAAAACAUAAAAAGACAAAGAAGAACGAAUGCAAAAAACGGAAUAAACAUAGACAUUUCUGAAGCAAAUAUAUUAUAGUUUAAAAAGCGGUGACCUUGCUAUUAGGCGGUGUAAACAUUUUUGGAUCUGCUUCUUCUUGUUUUACCUUUAUAAUACACAUUACUUAUUUUUUAAUUUCUUUCUGAAAGCAUCAGUUUUAGCGAUACGAUUAUGGAUUCGCGCGUCCCUAAAAUCUAGGGUCAGUGAGUUUAAAGUAAUGUCUGUCUUGCACAGAAACCUGCCAGAUGUUCGGGUUUUUUUAAAUUUUAUUAUUUUGUUUUUUUUAAUUUAAUUUUUUUUCCCUUUCAACUGUAGCAUAAUAUAUGACAUUUGAAGACUACGAUAUUACGUCAUCGUCAUGCCGGAUCGAAGAUGAUAUUAUUGAGUUUGUGUACCAUUUCGUUAGCAUCUAUUUUAGUCAUUCGUAUGUCUUUACAGAAAUAAUUUACGUUUCUUAAAUAGAAGAGAGAAACAUGAUACCUACGACGAAAUGUUUUAAUAUUGAUUAGAUAUCUGUCUACAACAUUUUUUUGUCUUCUUAUCGAAUGCAUAAUGGAAUUGAGCAGAUGUUUUGACUCUCACUCCAAUCAGGGGGCGGGAUAUAGCUCCAGCCAGUGCACCACGACUGGUAUAUCAAAGGCCGUGGUAUGUACUAUCCUGUCCGUGGGAUGGUGCACAUAAAAGAUCCCUUUGCUGCAUUAGGAUAAAUGUAACGGA